CAACGUCUGACCCACGGGUCUUUACUCUCUCAACAUUCCUCCCUUUCCCCCUCUCCCUCCCCUCCCCAGAACUCCACCAUCGUGAACGCCGCCUCCCAGGUGGUGCCCAACCGCCUGUUCGCCGGCUGCCCCUACCCCGAGAAGCUCGAGUCCUACCAGCACCGCUCCGCAGCGCCCGGCUCGGGGGCCACGCUGGCACAGGACCUGCGGGGCACAUGGUGCGUACACUACGACGCAUUCAAGGGGGUGGCGCAGGUGCGCUCCCUGCUGUGGCCCGGCUACUUCUUCUACUACGCAGCCAACGAGCUGACGUGGGGCUCGCUGUACGUGGGGGACGGCUGCCGCAACAACGACCUCAUCUUCAUGCUGUGAGGCGGGGGCCGCCGUUGCAACAGGAGCGAACCG
Molecule: messenger RNA, 405 nt
Organism: Astrephomene gubernaculifera
Lineage: Eukaryota; Viridiplantae; Chlorophyta; Chlorophyceae; Chlamydomonadales; Astrephomenaceae
Source: the annotation of a GenBank genome assembly